AUGCAGUUCAACUUCUUGAUCGUACUCUUCGUUGCCCUCGUCGGUCUUGCCAGGUACUAGUUUGACGCUAAAUUUAGGUUUUACUGAUAUCAAACUCAUUUCAGUGCCCAGUGGGGUUACGGAGGAUACGGUGGCGGAUAUGGAGGAGGAUACGGCGGUGGAUACGGUGGAUACGGACCACGACCAUGGGGACCAAGACCGUGGGGACCACGACCAACUGUUAUUGAAAAGACAGUCAUCAUCAAGCAAGGACCAUGGGCCGCCAAGGUGUAA
This is a messenger RNA of Caenorhabditis sp. 36 PRJEB53466, 273 nucleotides long. The record is from the annotation of a GenBank genome assembly. NCBI's taxonomy places the organism in Eukaryota, Metazoa, Nematoda, Chromadorea, Rhabditida, Rhabditidae.